GCGUGAUUGGUCAGUUCGCCGUACAUGCUAAACACGAACGUCUGAUUGAAGAUGAGCCUCAGGAAACAAACCCCGAGCGACUUUCUGAAGCAGAUCAUCGGGAGACCGGUGGUGGUCAAGCUAAACUCGGGGGUGGAUUACAGAGGUGUGCUCGCCUGUCUGGACGGGUACAUGAACAUCGCCAUCGAGCAGACAGAGGAGUAUGUCAAUGGGCAGCUGAAAAACAAGUAUGGAGAUGCUUUCCUCAGAGGGAACAAUGUUCUGUACAUCAGCACCCAGAAGAGGAAAGUUUAGAGAGGAGUAUCAUCUGUUUUCACGUAUUGUUUUGAUUAAAGUUUAGUGGACAACUCUCUGACAUGUUUGGUUCUAUGAAAAAAAAAAAAAAAAACUAAAAUCCUGAAAAAAUGUUUUUGUAAAAGUGGCAUUUACGCGAAUGAAGCUGUAAUUGUUCAUU
This is a messenger RNA of Salarias fasciatus (jewelled blenny), 454 nucleotides long. It is a transcript of the gene lsm6, whose product is annotated as LSM6 homolog, U6 small nuclear RNA and mRNA degradation associated. Gene Ontology annotation, molecular function: RNA binding. The record is from RefSeq and is a predicted model, not a curated record. Bases 52 to 294 code for a protein of 80 amino acids. Lineage: Eukaryota; Metazoa; Chordata; Actinopteri; Blenniiformes; Blenniidae. Gene Ontology annotation, biological process: maturation of SSU-rRNA; mRNA splicing, via spliceosome. Gene Ontology annotation, cellular component: U4/U6 x U5 tri-snRNP complex; nucleolus; sno(s)RNA-containing ribonucleoprotein complex. The transcript has 4 exons.